Morone saxatilis (striped sea-bass) is the source of this 4190-nucleotide messenger RNA. RefSeq names its product BTB/POZ domain-containing protein KCTD5-like. The record is from RefSeq and is a predicted model, not a curated record. Gene Ontology annotation, molecular function: cullin family protein binding. The transcript has 6 exons. Lineage: Eukaryota; Metazoa; Chordata; Actinopteri; Moronidae. Bases 151 to 825 code for a protein of 224 amino acids. Gene Ontology annotation, biological process: protein homooligomerization; proteasome-mediated ubiquitin-dependent protein catabolic process. Gene Ontology annotation, cellular component: Cul3-RING ubiquitin ligase complex; cytoplasm.
UGGAGUGGGUUAGUAGGAGUGGCCGAGGCGCUGGCAGCCUGCUUUGCAUGAAUCGUGGACUCCCUAAAGUUAGUGGCUGCAGCUAGAUAUUUCCUGUCAGCCGCACAGACAGACAGAGCCGAGCUGAGGGCGGAGGAGACGAGGAGAGGGAUGGCAGAGAACAGCUCCGAGACGAGCAGCUCCGUUCACCGGAGAUGUAUGGCCCAUUCUUCAGCGGAGAGAAACACUUCUGCCGGCGUCGGGGCAUCGAAAUGGAUCCGACUAAACGUCGGCGGGACGUAUUUCUUAACAACGAGACAGACGCUGUGUCGAGAUCCAAAAUCAUUUCUCUACAGACUGAGCCAAGCUGACCCCGAGCUCGACUCCGACAAGGAUGAAACUGGUGCCUAUCUCAUCGAUCGAGACCCCACAUACUUUGGGCCAGUGCUUAACUACUUGAGGCAUGGCAAACUGGUGCUCAACAGGGACCUGGCAGAGGAAGGUGUGCUAGAAGAAGCCGAAUUCUACAACAUCACAUCAUUAAUAAAGCUCAUCAAGGACAAGAUCAGGGACCGCGACUGUAAAACAUCACAGGUUCCAGUGAAGCAUGUGUACCGGGUGCUGCAGUGCCAGGAGGAGGAGCUGACACAGAUGGUGUCUACCAUGUCUGACGGCUGGAAGUUUGAACAGCUGGUCAGCAUAGGCUCCUCUUACAACUACGGAAACGAAGACCAAGCCGAGUUCCUGUGUGUAGUCUCCAAGGAGCUGCACAAUCAAUCAUACGGGACAAACAGUGAGCCCAGUGAGAAGGCUAAGAUUCUUCAGGAAAGGGGUUCCCGGAUGUGAAGAGGACUCAGUAUUAUGAGCUCCAGGUGUUAUGAUGCAAACAUAUCAUCUUUGUGGAAGAACGUUUGGCACAAUGGAGAUUUAAAAAGGGGGGUGUGCAUUUAUUUUGUGUUCCCUCCAUUUUGGUUUUUAUUUCUUGAUGUAAAUAAGUCUGUUUACUGACAAGUUGUGCCUGUACAUUUAAACUGGACCUUUUUUUUUUUUUUUUUUUGAAUUAGCGGCAAGUUUUUUUUGUUUUUGUUUUUCUAAUUGAAAGUAAGGAAUUGCAAUCUACAUAUGUUUUAUGCUAUAAAAUAUGGCCAUCAUUAUAUAAGGCCAAUGUUUCACUCAGGGUCAUCUAUCGAGUUAAUUCUUAUAUCCUCCAACUCAAGGGUCUGGUAAGGGAUCAGUGUGGUCUUUAUAACUCAAAAGUAUCAAACUCAAAAAUCAUUGUUUAGAGAUGUUAAGAAGGGAAUUGUGCAUUUAUUUAGCGCAUGUUAAAGAGUUAGGCUAUUAAAUGUGAAAUUCACCCCAAAAAUCAACCACAAAUGGAUCAAAGAUUUUUCCAGUUAUUUCAGUUAUACUGAGAUUUGUGAUCAUGAGGAUCCCAGCUAUACAGCACACAUUUUCAGAUGCAUUUGAAACGGUUUACUUUGGUUAGAAAAAUAAUUUCAGUAACUAUUUUCCGUCUAAAAAAGGAUCAUAUUCUCAGACCAGGAUGGAAACUAUGUGAACAAAACUGUUUUGAUACUGUAACUAAAGGGGCAUUAGGUAAUUUAUCACAGGGCUUUUAUUGGUUGGCGAGGAAGUGACCUGUAAUAAACAGAAAUCUGUAUGUCCCUUUUUCACUUAGACUAAGUAAGCUAAUUUUAAAGAUACAGCAGAAAUAUCUUCCUAAUAUCGCGAUGCCGGAUUCUUUAUUGUUUGCUUUCUUGGCUUAAUUCCUCGUGAAGUGAAUGUGUUGCUAGUGUAUCUGCUUGUGGCACCGUGCGCUCUAUCUCGCAACCUUAGUAACGCAUUAACCCACAGAUACUGCCAUUGUGUGCUGUGGGAUUAAGUAAUUAUUAUAUUUUCAGGAAGUCCAUAUACCUGUUUUAUAACGGAUGACGCGCUUAAGUAUUGGACACACCUUUUAACCACACACGUUCAUUCAUAAUGUUGUGUUUCAAAGUAAGAUUUCUGCUGCUUCUGUAAAUUGUUAGAGUAAAGAAGUAAAACUGCUCUUUAAAUGUUGAAAAGUGCAAGUUUAAAUCAAGUUUAAUCUGCCGGAUAUCUUUCUUAACUUCUAAUUUAGUUUGAGACCUCCUCAUGUUCAUAAGUCUUAAAGUUAACUGCCAAAAUAGUCAAAGGUGUUUCAAAUGUGAAUUCUGUUUUACAACGAUAUUAUUUUUUAAACAUCAGUGUCCUCCAACGUCCUCCUGUUUCCUGUCGGGGAAAAACAUCCUCGAGACAGUGGCGUCUUUAUUUUUUCCCCACUGACUUCUGAGUUUUCCUUAACUAGUUUAUUUAGUAUGCUUGAGGGAACAUCUUGUUUGAUUAAGAUCUUUUUUUCUUUUUUUCUGUUUUUUGAGGGGGGAAGUAUUUGUGGUGUGGGAGGUUUGGGGACUGGAUCAGUUUGAAGGCAGUGGUGAAGGACUUUCUGUUCAUAUCCAGAGGAUUUUGUUUUGAUGUAAAUAAUCCAAAUUCAAUAUUAAUAUUUAACUCUUGGAAAAAAAACUGCACGUUUUGUACACUGUAUAGAAAACACAACUUCAAAUGGAAGUUGUUUAUACUGGAUCUUUAAAAAUGAGAAUCUUGACAAUGUUAACUUCUGUUUUGCAUUGUUUGUACAGGACUCUAGAGAUUUCUGAGUUUGGAUUGAAACAGCUGAUGCUGAAUAUGGUGUCUUUCACUGAGAACAUGCCUGGAACAUGUUUUGAUAACCAAUAACAAAGCUAUACUUGGCUGGCUAUGAAGUUGACUGUUACAUUUAAAAACAAAUGUAUUUUUUCCUGCAUUGUGAUAGAUUCUUCUAAGCAUUUUGAAUUGUGUAGAUUUCGUACAAAGCAUUACAAGCACUACAGUGGAAAAACACUGUGCACAUUGCUUACAGGCCUGUAAUGUUGUUAAUGUAAAUACUACAUUUUAGAACACUUUUUUUAUAGAAAGUUGUUUUCAGGUUUGAUGUGUGGUUUUGAUAGGUUGGAUAUUUCAUUCACAAAUAAUCAUUUUAGUGUUGCCUUUUUUCCCAAUGACCAAAAUCCAAUGUCUUAUGUGUACUGUACACAUUAAUCUUAGUGUCAGGGAUGAGUAAACUUUUCUUAAUGCUGGCACACUUUGUACAUAUAGACUUGUUAACGACACACAAACCUCCAUUUACUCACAUGUACACGUAUACACUUGACUAAAACAAUUUUUAUAUUGUCGGGGAAACAAGUAUGGAUGCAUGUUUUUUGAUAUAUAGAUAUACACACAUAUAUAUAUAUAUAUAUAUAUAUAUAUACACAAAUACACACAAGGGCUUUUAAAGUGCAAAAUUUGACAUCUGCAAAGAGGUUCAAUCAAAGUAGACUGGAUUUCCUGCCAGAGCUAGGCUAUGUUUACAUUUGCUAUAGUAUUCUGAAGCCUUCCAAUUAUGUACUGUCUUGCACUCCCUCACACACGUUAACAUCCGUCUGACUUGUGUGACUGCACCGAUGGCAACUAGCACUCCCCACUCCAUAUGAACUGAUAUUCACACGGACGUGCUGACUGAUAAGAUGCUCCAUCCGUUUCUGACAGCCUAUGCUUGAGCGUUGCAGACAAUCUCGCUUUCCGCCCUCUCUGACGGCAGAGAUGCUCACAUUUAAUAGGAUACCUGCGUUGGCUCAGAGCAAAGGUUUAUUUGGGUCUUCUUUUGAGACCUUGGUUUUUUCUGCAAUGAGAUUUAAUGUGUUUUUUUGUGUUUUGAUUUGCUUGGUUCAGUUGUAACCUCCAUUUAAUAUACUCUGUCUGAGGUGUUUAACCCCUCUACUUUAGCAGCUACAUUACCUUUAAUGCCCUUCACAAGCAGGUUGUCUGGUUGAGCAUUUGGCAUUGAUAAUCAUUUCAUGUGAUGGACAAACUUAUCAAAUCUGUAGCCUAAUACUUAUAAGUGCCCAGUUUGUUUUGCAUUCAAGUCAUAAGCCACAGACCACUGUAAUGCAUGGUUGAAGAUGAUCACACUUGUAAUCAGAGGGAAUGAAUGUGUCAUUUUACCUCAAUCUAGCAAUUAACAUCGAUGAAUAAGGUUCUCAUAUCACUACAUAGAUCACUUCUGUAUGAUCUUAUGCAAUGUUAAAAAUAUAAAAACUAACUAUGAGAUUAAGGGGAUAGAUCUAUAUGGUCUUGCAUAAGGUAAACUCAAUAAAAAUGUUGUCAUUCAUGUG